UUCCUCUAGCCAUUACACUUACUUCAAUUGGAAGCAUAUAAAAAGUAUGGCCGAAUAUAUGGUAUCUAUUUGGGCCUUGAACCACAACUCGUUAUUGCAGAACCUCAUAUCUUGAAAAAAAUUUUAGUUAAAGAUUUUAAUAUGUUUCACAACAGAGUGGACUUAGAGACAGGAAAUCCAUUGUUCGACAAAAUGCUAUCCGGUUUGAAAGAUGACGACUGGAAAAGAAUUAGGUGUAUUAUGAGUCCCACUUUCAGUAGCAGUAGAAUGAGAAAAAUGGCUUAUUUGGUCAGGGAAUGCACCGAAAAAUUUUCAACUGAUAUGAAAAAAAUAAUUGAAACUAAUAGGGAUCAACCAAUUGAUUGUAAAAAGUAUUUAUCUAAUUUUUCUCUCGAUGUAAUUGCUUCUACUGCAUUUGGAACAAAAUUGAGUUCUUUAGACGAUCCGAAUAAUACAUUUGUGGAUAAAUUUCGAAAGACAACCAGCACAAAUGUAUCACUUCGUCUUAUGAUAUUUUUUUUGUUUCCGAAAAUUUUCAAAUAUCUGAAAUUUAAUAUUUUUGAUGAAUUUACUGAUUAUUUCAAAGAAUUUACUUUACAUGUCAUCGAACAAAGAGAGAAACAAAAUGAGAAAAGCAACGAUUUUCUUCAGUUAUUACUCGAUGCUCAAAAAGGUACCUUGGAAAUUUCACCAGAAGAUAUCAAAGAAACUAACGAAAAAAAUGAAGUCGAAUUGAAAAUAUUACCGAAGCAUAAAACUAUGAGCAUGGAAGAAAUGAUAGCACAAUGCGUGUUGUUUCUUUUUGCUGGAAGUGAAACAAGUACUAACACAUUAUCUUUUGUCUUAUAUUACUUGUCCUUCUAUCCCGAAUGCUUUUAUAUUCUGCUUUUCGUGAUGUGUUGA
Centruroides sculpturatus (bark scorpion) is the source of this 903-nucleotide messenger RNA. RefSeq names its product cytochrome P450 3A2-like. The coding region runs from base 142 to 903 and encodes 253 amino acids. The record is from RefSeq and is a predicted model, not a curated record. NCBI's taxonomy places the organism in Eukaryota, Metazoa, Arthropoda, Arachnida, Scorpiones, Buthidae. Gene Ontology annotation, molecular function: steroid hydroxylase activity; iron ion binding; oxidoreductase activity, acting on paired donors, with incorporation or reduction of molecular oxygen. The transcript is spliced from 8 exons.